AUGGAAUCCAACAAGACCAAUACACAGACAUGGCAGGUCGCCGCGGUCGUGUCCUUCUACAUGUGUGCAGCCCUCGUGAUGGUCUUUGUUAACAAGGCCGUCAUGAAUUCCUCCCCCGAUCUUCCUCUGCUGUUCCUCCUCAUCCAACUACUUUUUGCGGUUGUCCUGCUGCACUGCGCGGCCUUUGUCACCUCCAAGGUCGAGAUACCCAAACUCGAGCUCCGGACAGCCAAAAAGUUGAUACCCGUGACUCUGGUUAACGUGAUCGGCCUCGUUUUCAAUAUCCUCUGCUUGCGAGGCGUCGAGGCAUCGUUCUUCCAGAUCGCCCGCGGCCUCGUGCUACCACUGACUAUUAUGGUAUCUUCCCUGCACACGCGUGCCUCUCCGUCUCUCAAAGUUAUCGCAGCCACACUUAUUGUGACGGUCGGAUUUUUCCUGGGUGUUUCCCCUGGCUCUCUCGCCUCCGCCCGACAGUGGCAUCUACAGCUGCCCAUAAUCUAUGGAGUGCUGUCGUCGCUGUUCAUCGCCGUGCACACGGUGUUGAUCAAGAUGUCGCUUCCUCACGCGCACAACUCGACCAUUCAGCUCGCGUACUGGCAGAACCUUGGCUCCGCGCUUCUCCUCGCGCCAUUCAUCCUCCUUCUGGGUGAGUACGGCCGCGUGCGCGAGCUCAUGCACUCGCCCACCUGGAACGGCGAGGUAUUCGUCUGGGGGAGUAUCGUCACAGGCGUGUUCGGCUUCCUGCUAUGUGUGGCGGGACUUCUCAGCAUCAAGGUGACCAGCCCGAUCACCCACAUGUUCUCCAGCGCUGCACGUUCUGUUAUCCAAACACUCCUCGGGGUGUGGUUGUUCGGUGACCUUUUGACAGCAAAUCGCGCGACUUCGAUCCUGGUUAUCGCGACGGGCACUGUUUACUAUACGUGGAUCAAGUCCGUCGAGUCCGCACAGGCUCCGCGCGCGGCUCCGCCGAGAGACGACGUCGAAGCGGCGAAGCUCGAGCCGGACGUGGUAGUGCAUGACUGGCAGGAUGAGAAGCGGCCUGCGGACUGA
This is a messenger RNA of Sparassis crispa, 1050 nucleotides long. RefSeq lists its product as uncharacterized. Gene Ontology annotation, biological process: protein O-linked glycosylation via fucose; GDP-fucose import into Golgi lumen. Bases 1 to 1050 code for a protein of 349 amino acids. The record is from RefSeq and is a predicted model, not a curated record. Gene Ontology annotation, molecular function: antiporter activity. Gene Ontology annotation, cellular component: Golgi apparatus. The transcript is spliced from 6 exons. Lineage: Eukaryota; Fungi; Basidiomycota; Agaricomycetes; Polyporales; Sparassidaceae.